Acanthoscelides obtectus is the source of this 460-nucleotide messenger RNA. NCBI's taxonomy places the organism in Eukaryota, Metazoa, Arthropoda, Insecta, Coleoptera, Chrysomelidae. The record is from the annotation of a GenBank genome assembly.
AUGGGACUUCCUUCCACUAUCGGAGGGCCAUCUUGUUCUGUUCCGCUAGUGCCAGAAGACCUGAAAUUUUCCUCCUUUUUUGCCUGGGGCAUCUUCCAUCUUUUUUUUUGUCUACCCUUGGACCCGAGAAAUUCUGCAAUUUGUAGGAUCUUAUUGUCUUCAGCUGCACUUUUCGCCAGACGGAACCAUGUGAAAAACCCUACCCGACAUCAUCUAGGGUUUUCAUUUUGGGGGAAUAUUCGCUACUGGAGAUCCAUUGACACGUUUUCUACCGGGGACCUCUUUCCGAACAGAGACCCUUUUUCCACCAUAGGGAUUCUUACGUCAUCGGUUUUGAAGCCUUCCUCGCCCAUUUUAAAUUAGUUAGUCAAUAAGCUUUCGCAUUAAGGGAGAUCUCCUAGUUUGGCUGGCUUAAAUUUUUGUUGUUAGCCUUUAGUAGAUGUAAUAAUGUAUAUGUUAA